AUGGUCGAGCGGUGCGCUCGGGAGGAAUUGGCUCGCUGUACGGCGGAGUAUCUGGGGCAGCUCCGCCCGUUCCAGUCGGAGACGAUGGGGAGUGUGGAUGGGUCACCGCUUCACUGUGGGUUUCUUUUUCCGGGGAAGGGGAAUGAGGAUUGUCAGGUUCCCCAUGGGCCGCUGAAGACGGCUGAGCUGGAGGUAAUUGGAGAAGUCUUUGGAUAUGAAUGGCUUGGAUGUUCCGCAGGCUGUGAGAGUGCGGCUCCGGGAUCGUAUGCCUAA
Molecule: messenger RNA, 273 nt
Organism: Penicillium canescens
Lineage: Eukaryota; Fungi; Ascomycota; Eurotiomycetes; Eurotiales; Aspergillaceae
Exons: 2
Coding region: 1-273 (90 amino acids)
Source: RefSeq, a predicted model, not a curated record